Molecule: messenger RNA, 1185 nt
Organism: Mya arenaria
Lineage: Eukaryota; Metazoa; Mollusca; Bivalvia; Myida; Myidae
Exons: 3
Coding region: 1-1140 (379 amino acids)
Source: RefSeq, a predicted model, not a curated record
AUGGAGCCGGCAAUGUUUAACAAAGUUUUUCUGGUGCUUUUAACUACAGUCGAGUGCUAUGCCUUUCUUCCCGAUCCAUUAAAUCUGUGGCCUCUCUCGAACGUCUCGCUUUUCAGUGACGUCAUUGGGGAAAAUGACAUCAUCCAUGACGGUAAUCAAGUUUGCUUCACGUUCAUCGAAGGCCCCGCAGAACUUCCUUACUCCGUCAUAGACAUUGAAGAGCAAUUGGAGCCGUUCCUUGACGCGAAUAUCAAAGGUACUUCACCCCUGCGGGACCUCACGGUCUCGUUUUUCGUGUAUCCGGACAACGACGAGGCGGACAUUAAAGGAACGCUAAUUCACUAUCAAGCGGAAGAGCGCGAAGUAAUGCGGAUACGCAUGCUCGCCAACACCUUUCUCGUGUCGUUUAGGGACGAAUACGGAAUGAGCGCGGGAAUGAUGUAUCUUGUGAAUUUCCUUACUCCACAUGCAUGGAACCUCGUUACAGUGACACGCGAGUACGCCAGCGGGAAAAUCAUCGUGUACAAGAAUGGAGUGGAACUAUACAACGCGGAUGACGAGUUCUCUGAUGUGAUCAGCUUUCCGAGCACUGGGCGGCUGCGGCUGGGGAAGUCCCAGGACCCGGAUGACGAGGACGUGUUCGAGGGGAGCUUUGCGUGCGUACAACUGUACGAACAUCGGGUCCCGGAUUCGCCACAGCGGAGCGUGGCUGAAAGGUGUCACCCAGAUCACUGGAAUAGGCAAUUUCACCACUUCUAUCAAGACAGCAACGGUUUAAAGUGUUUGUCAGAUCCUCCUAGCAACAAAGCUAUGAACACUUCCGUGGUUUCCAUGACAACAGUGACCAAGGGUUCAGCCUGGGAGGCUUUCUUGAACCAGUUUGAUUUGAACGACAGCGGGAACGAAGUUGGCUACCUUAAACUCAGAACGCGUGACCAGAAACCAUCGACGGAAGACGAUUUGAUUGGACAGUACAAUGUGACGAACUUUAAGAUUUGUUCACGGCUGUGUGUGCGGGUGAACGGUUGUCGAGCGGCGCUGGUUGACGGAGCCGGGACACAGUGCAAACUUUAUGACGACGACGAGCCAGCACUUUUUGUUGACGAUGCUGGGAGUAAAUAUUACAUUAUUGUUGACUAAGGCUCAACAAAGAACCGUUCUUUAAAAACAUGACACAUUGUAGGG